Messenger RNA from Fragaria vesca subsp. vesca, 1812 nucleotides. RefSeq lists its product as uncharacterized. NCBI's taxonomy places the organism in Eukaryota, Viridiplantae, Streptophyta, Magnoliopsida, Rosales, Rosaceae. The record is from RefSeq and is a predicted model, not a curated record. Gene Ontology annotation, molecular function: RNA binding; chromatin binding. Bases 1 to 1446 code for a protein of 481 amino acids. The transcript is spliced from 13 exons.
AUGGGGCAAGAUUCUGACUUUAAAUGGGGUGAAACAGCUAAAGUUCAGAGUAAAAACAAGGAUAUCCAGUUCUACCAGUCUUUCACUUUUCAUGGUGUUGAGUACUCCCUGUAUGAUUGUGUAUACCUUUACCAGACUGGCGCUUUAGAAACAUAUAUUGGUAAAAUUAUCAGAAUAUGUUCCACAAAGAAGGUUAAGGUUGUGUGGUUAUUUCGGCCAGCUGAAAUAUGCGACUUUUUGGGUGAUUAUGAUCCGCAGUGGAAUGAGAUAUUCUUAGCUUCUGGCAAAGGUACAGGCGUCUCCAAUGUGAAUCCUCUGGAAGCAAUUGUUGGAAAGUGUAAUGUCGUCUGCCUUUCAAAGAAUCCGAGAAAUCCUCGACCCUCUGAAGAAGAGUUGAGAAUGGCCAACUAUAUUUUCCGUCGUACUUUUGAUGUUGACACGCACAAAAUAUUACCGAAGUUUCCGGAUCAAAUAUGUGGGAUUAAAGUGGAGGAAUAUUUUAACAGGCCAAAACAGCAAAGCCGCAGCAGGAUUCCCAGAGACCAAGCUGGACCAUCAAACGUGUCUUCUAAUUCUCAUUUAAAAAAUGUGGUGGCAUAUUCUGUUAAGAAUGGAAAGCCUAGUGGCAAAUCAACUCCUAUAGUGAAAGAAUCGAAGAAUUGGGCUCUUCCCGAAAUGAGAGACCAAGCUGGACCAUCAAAUGUGCCUUCUACUUCACAACAGGACAAAGUGGUGUCAUGUCCAGUCAUGAAUGUUAAAAAAAAUGCAGUAGACCCUCUUCUACCACCUGCGAGCCCACCAGAUACUCAUCCUCAUAAGAAGAUGAAAACUGCAGAUAGUAGACUGCCGGAGAUUGAUAGGAGUGGUUGGUUCAAGACAGGAUUGUGGGAGGAAAGAUUGCGGGCAGCUGAAGGUAAUGGCACCUUGGUCCUGCUACACAAUUUAGAUCCAUCUACUGCUUCCUCUGAAGUACAGCAUCUAGUUUGGACUGCAUUCAAGCUGAAGGUUGAUGCCAAAAUGAUAGCAUGCACUCCUUUUUCUAAUCCACGCUAUGGGAAGGCUUUUGUCAUAUUCAAGUCAUCAGAUGAUGCUAAGUCUGCUAUAUUUCAAUUAAAUAGGAGAUGCCUUCUGGCGGAUGGGAGACCUCUCAUUGGUACCAUCUGCAAAGGGGCUCUAAAAGACCAAGACAAAACAUCCAGGUUUUUUGGACAUCUCACAAUUGACAAACAUCGGUUUAAAAGCCAACGUGAAGAGAUGAGAAAGGCAGUAUCGACAUCGCACUUUGCUCAGCCCAAUACAGUUGAGUAUGAUAUGGCAAUGGACUGGUGUUUAUUGCAGGCAAAGUCAGAUUUGUGGUGGAAGGCUUUAUAUCAGGACCAUGAGGAAAAAGAGAAAGAGAUAAAGAAGUUGGGAGAGAGCAAAAGGUCAAGAAGUUUAAUCAACUAACAUUGUGGUUCAUAGAUUAAUUUGGAGAAAUUUUUUUGUUUGCUGUGGAUACAAAUUUACAGUAGAGUGAGAUAGGGGUGUCCCAAAAAUUGGACAGCAUACAUGGUAUUGCCCACCUCUAGCUAGAGGUGUGUUUUGUAAAUUCCUAAGAAUGGAAACCUCACUUUGAUGUAAUCUCCUCAUCUGCUCAUCUCUAGUUUUGUUACCUUGGAAAGAAAUAUCAGGAUCAAGUCUGUCAGAUAACAUUUCUUUUUCUGGGAAAUUUGUAAACCCAGAAUUGAUCAGAUCCCUCGUAUAUGCUAAUUUAGGAAGUAAUACAAGUUGACAAUCAUGAUCCCAUCAAUAAUUACUAUUUCAUCGUUCGUU